AUGAUAGGACUAAAUUUACAAUGCGUCUGGACUGGGAUCCUAUUGGUGACAACAUGCAUCUUACAAAACAGGCAGCUCGGGUUUGUCCAAGCAGGCCCUUCUAUAAAUUUGGAAUUAAAAACUGCCUUCUCCUCUGCCCCAUAUUUACUGGAAUUACUAGAGACCGCGGCUGAGGAGAAUUCUACAUCAUAUUUCCCACUUCUGAAUCGUGUGGCGGAUGGCUAUUUUGCAGACGCUUCUUCUGAUCAAAAAGUCUAUGAGCGAUUUUUAAAAAUCUUACAAGAUGAUGGCCAUAUCACGGAACCGGCAGACUUGUCUGCGUACCAGCUUGCCUUGUCGAUGCGCGUCUCUGCGCCAAGAAUCGAAUCGCAUUAUCAAUACUACCGCACUGCAUUUUGUGCUAAUAUUGAUGAAAGGAACAUUCAUGAACUGGAAUUCGAUCGGAUUCUGGGUAAUGUAUCGGCGCAAACAGCCAUUCUCUACGCAGAUAUUACUUCACCGACAUUUGGAGAAUUCCAUCACAUGCUAAUGAACCAGGCCCUUGAUGGUAAUUUAUCGUAUCGAAUCCGGCACAAAAAUCGUGAAUUCACGUCAGUAUCCAAACCAAUAUCUACCUCUGGGUGGGGGGUGGAGUUAGCUCUGAAGAGCACUGAUUAUAUAGUAAUUGAUGACCGAGGCGAAGAAAAAGAUGAAGGGAAAAUUGAAAAUGAGAACAGCGAGAAUACUGAUACUGAAUUCAAAUCCAAAGUCAAGCUAAACGAGGAUGAAGUGGAAGAUCUUCGACCUCUAUCAGCUUCGGAACUUUCGCCUCUUGGUGUCAAAGCCGGCAGCUAUGUUAUGCAGAGCAAGUCACCUUUAGAUACACUCUUAAGUGUUACUCGAGACUUUCCCAAAUACUCAAGUCAACUCGUAUCACACAAAGUCGCGCCCCAAUUUCUGGAUGAACAUCGCUACAACCGGAAUCAACUCGUUCCAGAGGGCCAUGGUAUCAUUUGGAUGAACGGCAUUCAAUUAAUUGAUCGGCAAAUUGAGGCUUUUAAUUUGCUUGAUGUUCUACGCAAGGAACGCCAUCUUAUCAGUGGCAUCCGUGCAUUAGGACUGACUGCUGCUGAUGCUAUUCGGCUGGUCUCACACCCUCUGGUCAGCACGGCACAGUCAACGAAUGAAGAUCAGCGAUAUGAUUGGAGAGACGAAAAAGAGGGAGGCAAUGCUAUAAUUUGGAUGAAUAAUCUUGAGGAGGACCCAAGGUACGCGGAAUGGCCCCGAGCUUUAUCUGCCAUGUUACAACGAGUACAUCCAGGACAGCUUCCAACGAUCCGGCGGGACUCCUUCAACUUGGUUGUUCCUGUAGACUUCAGCGAGCCAGAAGAUAUUGCGCUUGUUGUCAAUACACUUUUAAGCUUUGUAACGAGACGACUAUGUGUCAGAAUUGGCAUUGUUCCUAUUACCUUGACGCCUUCUGCUGUGAACCAAGCAAAGAUCAUAUAUCAUCUGACCAAUACCUAUGGCCUACAGUCAGCCGUCACUUAUCUCGUACGUUCAAGUGAAGCCAAGCUAGAGGAGGGCUUUAGCUCCCUCACCUUCGACCACGCAACAAGAGUCGGUAAGCCAAUAAACGAGAAACCUCAGCUGUCUUUGAAAGAAGUCUUAGAGUCAGAUGAAAUUAGAAAGCAGAUAGAAGCAUCGAAAAAAUGGCUCCAUAGACUAAGCGCUGAAGAUUCGAUACCACCAGUAUUUAUGGACGGAGUUGUUAUACCCCGUCUUGACUCAUGGCUUCAAACUGCUAUAUUUCAUGGAGUCUUCGAAGAAGAAGAGGACCAGGUUUGGUUGCCCAGCAUCUUUUUGGACGAAGCUCUGAGUAAUAGAAAUCCGUUGAUUAUCCCUGAAAAUCCUAGAAGCCUGAAAGUUUUCGAUUUACACGUUCUUCUCAGUAAAUAUCAGGACUUAGUGAAUGAGUUGCCACGAUUAGAAGCAGAUCCAUCCUCAAUACACUCGGACUCGGCGUAUAUUAUCUUAAUAGCAGAUUUGAACUCUAUUGCUGGUCAAAAACUCGCGAUAACCACGGCUGAUUUUGGAGAGAAGACACUUUCAAUUGACCUGCGUAUCGCACAUAAUCCCCUUUCUUGUACGAGUUCUGGAUUGAGUGAUAAUAUCUAUGCUCAUCUACGAGAUCGUGGUUUUAGUGGAUGGGAGCGGAAUGGAAGCCUUAAGAAUGUUCUAACGUCAGAAAGUGUGUCUCGCGACGAAGCGCUUCAAACAGAGUCAGCAAAAUUCUGGAAAUCUCUUAGUCCUUUUAUAGAAACACUCGGGCUGUUGCCGGGCCAGAAUGCCAUUUUGAUCAAUGGACGUCUUGUGGGACCUAUUCCUGAUUCGAGUGCAAGUGGGUGGAGUUUAGAGGACUUGAUAACGCUGCUAUCAUACGAGCGGAGGAAGCGUAUCACACCUACUCACGCCGCAAUGAUUGACCUAGGCCUGGGACAUAAAAUUCAAAGUGUGGUCGAAGCGGCCAAAUUCUCAUCAAAAGUCGCACUCUCGACACUUCCUGAUCCUACUGAGGAAUUUUUUGAGCAGCCUUCCAUAUCUCGCAUGAAUAAGUUUGACAUGUGGAAGUCUAAUCAUACAGCUAUUGAAAUUGGAAACCCAGAAACGUCAGAUAUCCAACUCACUGUGAUAUUGGAUCCGGCCAGCCAUCAGGGUCAGCGCUGGGUAGCAAUUUUAAAGGUCUUAUCAGAACUCCAGGGAGUAUACAUGAAGCUCUUUCUCAAUCCCAAAGAGCGAUUGACUGAACUACCUGUCAAGCGGUUCUAUCGUUUUGUAUUGGAAUCAAAGCCGUCUUUCGAUUCCAAUGGAGAUGUAAAGGCACCUCGAGCAAUAUUCAAAGAUAUGCCGCAAUCUGCACUCAUGACUAUCGGCAUGGAUCUCCCUCCGACCUGGCUUGUUGCUCCCAAGGUAUCAGUACAUGACCUAGACAAUAUUAAGCUGAGCUCUGUAAAAAUUGAUGUUGAAGCUAUAUAUGAGCUCGAGCAUAUAUUGAUUGAAGGUCAUUGCCACGAAGCGAUCGGUGGUCGGAGCCCACGCGGUGUUCAAUUAGUACUUGGUACAGAAAGAGAUGCACAUGUUGGAGACACAAUUAUAAUGGCAAAUUUGGGCUAUUUUCAGUUCAAAGCCAAUCCUGGAUACUAUCGUAUAAGGUUACAGGAAGGAAGAAGUUCGGAAAUAUUUCAUAUUGAUAGUGUCGGCGCCCAUAAUUGGAAAGAAUUCAUAGAGGAAAACAGUGAUGUCAUUAUGAUGAGCUUCAAAGGAACCACAUUAUUUCUCCGCUUAUCACGCAGAAUUGGUAUGGGAACAGAAGACGUUCUCGAGCCAAGCACCGACUCUAAUCGAGGACUCGUCUCGCAGGGAUUGAAGCUGGCGCAAGAUUUAUUUAACUGGAAAGGCCAACAACCCACUAAUACUCAAGCCGAUAUCAAUAUUUUUUCAGUCGCAAGUGGGCAUCUCUAUGAGCGUAUGCUAAACAUCAUGAUGGUCAGCGUGAUGAAGAAUACGAAUCACACAGUCAAGUUUUGGUUUGUCGAACAAUUCCUUUCUCCAUCCUUCAAGGACUUUAUUCCUUACCUAGCCAACCAGUAUGAAUUUCAAUAUGAGAUGGUGACUUAUAAAUGGCCUCACUGGCUUCGAGCGCAGACAGAGAAGCAGCGAGAAAUUUGGGGAUAUAAAAUUCUCUUCCUAGAUGUUCUUUUUCCACUUUCACUUGAUAAAGUGAUCUUUGUCGACGCAGAUCAAAUUGUCCGAACGGAUAUGAUUGAGCUUGUACAACAUGACCUAAACGGUGCACCGUAUGGCUUUACGCCAAUGUGUGAUAGCCGAACUGAGAUGGAGGGCUUCCGUUUCUGGAAGAAAGGAUACUGGGAAAAGUUCCUCCGCGGCCUACCUUACCAUAUCUCAGCCCUCUAUGUCGUAGAUCUGCGUCGAUUUCGACGAAUUGCUGCGGGUGAUCGCUUACGGCAACAAUACCACGCACUCUCAGCAGAUCCUGGCUCCCUGGCCAAUCUGGAUCAGGAUCUGCCAAAUCAUAUGCAGAAUGUCCUACCCAUUCACAGUUUGCCCCAGGAAUGGCUCUGGUGUGAAACAUGGUGUAGUGAUGAUGCGCUAGUGAAUGCUAAGACAAUUGACUUGUGCAAUAAUCCUUUAACAAAAGAACCUAAACUAGAUAGGGCUCGAAGACAAGUGCCAGAAUGGACUAUAUAUGAUGAUGAAAUUGCCUUGGUUGCCAAACAAAGGCAACAAGUGCCCAGAGAAGAGGAUAGGAGCAUGGAGAAAAUAGACUUAGAGGUUGAGGUACAGAAAGCACAGCAGCAGAGAGAUGAACUAUAG
Molecule: messenger RNA, 4374 nt
Organism: Blumeria graminis f. sp. triticale
Lineage: Eukaryota; Fungi; Ascomycota; Leotiomycetes; Helotiales; Erysiphaceae
Source: the annotation of a GenBank genome assembly